AUGUUGAUCAAAGCCUGCAAUACUCAGCUCCUGCAUCCAAUAUCUCUUGGUCAACCGGGCAUUGAAAUUAGUCACUUGUUCUUUGCAGAUGACUCUCUUUUCUUUCUAAAAGAAACUCUUCAAAAUUGUGAACAUCUCUCCGACAUUCUUCAUACUUACUGCCUCGCUUCUGGUCAGCUCAUCAACGCCGACAAGUCCUCCCUCUACUUCAGUCCAAAUACCAGGCCAGAAAUAAUCCAUUUUCUCAGCUCCAUUUUGGGUAUGAAGGUUGUGACUGAUCCGGGCAAGUACUUAGGACUUCCCACCACUUGGGGUCGUUCCAAAAGAGGUGCUCUAGCUUACAUUAAAGAAGCUGUUUUGAAAAAAGUUAAAGGUUGGAAGCAAACUUCACUCAGUCAAGCUGGGAAAGAGGUUCUAAUAAAGUCUGUAGCCUCUGCUAUCCCGGCCUACCCAAUGUUGUGCUUUAAGUUCCCUCUUUCUACCUGCAAUGAGCUUAAUUCUAUAUUGAGUAACUUUUGGUGGGGUAACACUGAUUCCUCGGGAAUUCAUUGGAAAUCAUGGGACUUCCUUAGUUUGCCUAAAGAUCAGGGUGGCCUUGGAUUUCGAAAUCUGCAAUCCUUUAAUGAUGCCUUACUUGCAAAGCAAGCUUGGAGGCUAAUUCAAGAUCCAUCUUCCCUGUGUGCUAGAGUUCUUAAACAGAGAUACUUCCCUAACACUACCCUGCUCCAUGCUCGGAAAGGUGGCACCCCAUCAUGGAUUUGGUCUAGCAUCCUAAUCGGUAGAGAUCUUCUGCACCAAGGUACUGUAUGGAAUAUUGGAAAUGGUUCUUCAGUCAAUUUGUGGUCUGACCAUUGGGUCCCAAUGCCCUCCCCUUCCCCAAUAUGUGCUGAUCAUAUCGACUCCUCCUCUUUAGUAAGUUCUCUUAUUGACUGGAACUCCAAACAGUGGGACACUAGCCGCAUUUCUACAUAUCUAUCUGCAGAUUCAGUUCGACGUAUCUCUGCCAUCCCUCUCAUUGACCCUCAGACCCUGGACAAAUUGAUUUGGCCUCAUGUGAAAAACGCUUCAGAAUUCACUGUGCAUAAGAAAUGUCCUUCACCCCCUCACACUCCUUCAUCUUCCACCUCCCAAUCCCGUGCUUCUCAUCACUGGCAACCACCCCCCAUACAUGCUCUCAAAAUUAAUACUGAUGCAGCCUGGCAUUCUGACUCAUUAUCAUGUGGUGUUGCCGCAAUUGUACGUAAUCAUCAUGGUCGUGUAAUUGCUGGGUCUGUUAAAACCCUUUCCGCUCCUUCUGUGUUUGCAGCUGAGGCUUUUGCAAUGAAUGAAGGCAUGGUUCUUGCUCUCUCCUUCCCUCAUCGGCAUGUGGAAUUAGCUUCAGAUUCUCAAUCUCUCAUCAAGAGUCUCACUACAAAUGUUCCCCCUGCAGAUUGGCAGGCUACUAACAUUAUCACUCAAGUCCGGUAUCUAGCUCAAACCCGGCAAGUCAGCUGGCUUUGGACCAGCAGAUCAGCAAAUUGUGCAGCAGAUCAUCUAGCUGCUCUUGCUUGUAGAGGAAAGUGCCCUGUGAACUGGCUUUCACACCCGCCUUCUUCUCUUUCUGAAAUCUUGUUGUAUGAUGGGUGCCCUGGCCCUCCUUAA
This is a messenger RNA of Rosa rugosa (rugosa rose), 1641 nucleotides long. RefSeq lists its product as uncharacterized. NCBI's taxonomy places the organism in Eukaryota, Viridiplantae, Streptophyta, Magnoliopsida, Rosales, Rosaceae. Bases 1 to 1641 code for a protein of 546 amino acids. Gene Ontology annotation, molecular function: RNA-DNA hybrid ribonuclease activity; nucleic acid binding. The record is from RefSeq and is a predicted model, not a curated record. The transcript has 2 exons.